Kluyveromyces marxianus DMKU3-1042 is the source of this 1401-nucleotide messenger RNA. RefSeq names its product cAMP-dependent protein kinase regulatory subunit BCY1 (gene BCY1). The transcript has a single exon. Gene Ontology annotation, molecular function: cAMP-dependent protein kinase regulator activity. NCBI's taxonomy places the organism in Eukaryota, Fungi, Ascomycota, Saccharomycetes, Saccharomycetales, Saccharomycetaceae. Gene Ontology annotation, cellular component: nucleus; cAMP-dependent protein kinase complex. The record is from RefSeq and is a predicted model, not a curated record. Bases 1 to 1401 code for a protein of 466 amino acids. Gene Ontology annotation, biological process: regulation of protein phosphorylation.
AUGUCAGAUUUCAAGACGGAACUAAAUUUGUUCUCGAGAGAAGUGGAGCAGAAACAGCCUGUUGAUUUUCUCCAGUUUGCUGCGAAUUAUUUCAAUAAGAGGUUAGAGCAGCAACGUACUUUUGUGAGGAACCAGGAGUCAUUGGCACUAAGUAAAGGGAUUGUUUUGUUUCCCAGCACCACGAAACAUGAUUCUGUAGCUGCAUCAUCUGCUUCUAUUUCACAAGGAGGCAGCAAGGCAGGAACAGCCCCACCGGAGAACCUUGUUGAUGAGGACGUAAUGUUCAAGUCACCAUUUGGUGACCGUGGUCCACACUCUAAGGAUACUGUAGAGGAUGCAUCUGUGGAUUCAGGCGCACCAGAUGCACCAGAUAGCAACGUUGGGUUAGCUGGUGGACGUAACUCCCCGGGGUUAUUUAAGGGAGGAUUCAAUGUGGGGACAGAAUCCGGGAAAAAGGCCAAUGCUUCUUUGGACCCCAUGGCCCCUGAGCCUGCAUACCAGCAACACAACCGUCCAAGGAAGUCAGUGGUAAAUCCUAAACCAUUGCCUAUCAAUUUCAACGCCCAAAGACGUACUUCGGUGAGUGCGGAAACUUUACAACCGGACCAUCUAGAUAACUGGAAGCCAGAAAACUUCCAAGAAAAGACUCCUGAACAAAUUAAAAGGUUAGAGAAGGCUGUUGGAAGAAACUUCUUAUUCAAUAAGCUAGAUUCAGACUCUAAAAAGCUCGUGAUUAAUUCUUUAGAGGAAAAACAUGUGGCAAAGGGCGAAGAAAUCAUCAAACAGGGAGAUGAAGGUGACUAUUUCUACAUUGUGGAAGAUGGGACCGUAGAGUUUUAUGUGAACAACCAAAAGGUCAACACUUCAAGUUCAGGAUCUUCGUUUGGUGAGUUAGCUUUAAUGUAUAAUAGUCCGAGAGCAGCAACCGUUAUAGCAGCCACAGACUGUGUUUUAUGGGCUUUGGACAGACUAACUUUCAGAAGAAUUCUUCUUGGAGGCUCUUUCAAAAAGAGAAUUCUAUAUGACGAUUUGUUGAAGAAUAUCCCAAUCUUGAAAUCGCUCUCGACAUACGAUCGUGCAAAAUUGGCAGACGCAUUGGACACGGAGUAUUACGAAGCCGGUGACGUUAUCAUCAAAGAAGGCGAUACCGGUGAAAACUUCUACUUUAUUGAAUAUGGUGAGGCAGAAGUUUCCAAAGAAAACCAAGGUGUUAUAACAAAGUUGGGCAAAGGUGAUUAUUUCGGUGAAGUUGCUCUUUUGAACGACUUGCCAAGACAAGCUACAGUAACUGCUACGACAAGGACUAAAGUAGCCACUUUAGGCAAGAGCGGUUUCCAAAGACUAUUGGGGCCUGUUGUUGACGUGUUGAAGCUAAACGACCCUACUAGAUCAGAUCAUUAA